Molecule: messenger RNA, 1885 nt
Organism: Thecamonas trahens ATCC 50062
Lineage: Eukaryota; Apusomonadida; Apusomonadidae
Product: V-type proton ATPase catalytic subunit A
Exons: 3
Coding region: 17-1885 (622 amino acids)
Biological process (GO): proton transmembrane transport; ATP metabolic process
Cellular component (GO): proton-transporting V-type ATPase, V1 domain
Molecular function (GO): ATP binding; proton-transporting ATPase activity, rotational mechanism; ATP hydrolysis activity
Source: RefSeq, a predicted model, not a curated record
AGGCAAGACUACCAACAUGGCUGGUGCUCUUCAGAAUGCGCGUGCGCUGAUCAAGUCCAUGGAGGAUGAGAAGGAGUCCGAGUACGGUAUCAUUCGGUCGGUGUCCGGCCCGGUGGUGGUGGCUGAGGAAAUGCACGGGGCGGCCAUGUACGAGCUCGUUCGUGUUGGUCACGACAAUCUGGUGGGAGAGAUCAUUCGGCUGGAGGGCGAUACGGCGACGAUUCAGGUGUACGAGGAGACGUCGGGCCUCACGGUCGGCGAUCCGAUCCUCAAGACUGGCAAGCCGCUCUCGGUCGAGCUCGGCCCGGGUAUCAUGGACAACAUCUUUGACGGCAUCCAGCGCCCGCUGGAGACGAUUGCAGAGAUGACGCAGUCGAUCUACAUUCCGCGCGGCGUCAACGUGCCCGGGCUCGACCGGCAGCGGCAGUGGGAGUUUUCGCUUGGCGACGGCAUCGCUGUCGGCUCGCACCUCACCGGCGGCGACAUCUACGGCUCGGUCUUUGAGUCGUCGCUCGUCAACCACAAGAUCAUGCUCCCGCCGCGGGCAAUGGGCACGGUGACGUACGUCGCCGAGCCGGGCUCGUACUCGCUCGAGGACGUGGUGCUCGAGCUCGAGUUUGAGGGCGAGACCAAGCAGUUUACCAUGAUGCACACGUGGCCGGUGCGUAACCCUCGCCCGGUGGCCGAAAAGCUCUCGGGCAACUCGCCGCUGCUGACCGGGCAGCGGGUGCUCGACGGCCUGUUCCCGGUCGUCCAGGGCGGGACCUGUGCCAUUCCUGGCGCUUUCGGCUGCGGCAAGACCGUUAUUUCGCAGGCGCUGUCCAAGUUUUCCAACUCGGACGUCAUCAUCUACGUCGGCUGCGGCGAGCGCGGCAACGAGAUGGCCGAGGUGCUCAAGGACUUCCCGGAGCUCAAGGCCAACUUUGCCGGAGUGGAGGAGUCGAUCAUGAAGCGGACUACGCUUGUGGCGAACACGUCGAACAUGCCAGUGGCAGCGCGUGAGGCAUCGAUCUACACCGGCAUCACGCUCUCAGAGUACUUCCGCGACCAGGGAUACAACGUGUCGAUGAUGGCCGACUCGACGUCGCGUUGGGCCGAGGCGCUGCGUGAGAUUUCGGGCCGGCUGGCGGAGAUGCCAGCCGACUCGGGGUACCCCGCCUACCUUGGGGCGCGGCUCGCGUCGUUCUACGAGCGCGGCGGGCGUGUCAACUGUCUGGGCUCGCCGUCGCGGACGGGCUCUGUCUCGAUUGUCGGCGCCGUCUCGCCGCCUGGCGGAGAUUUCUCCGAUCCGGUCACGUCGGCGACCCUUGCCAUUGUGCAGUGCUUCUGGGGCCUCGACAAGUCGCUUGCGCAGCGUAAGCACUUUCCCUCGGUCAACUGGACCAAGUCGUACUCCAACUACAAGGACGCGCUCGAGCCAUGGUAUGAGGCCAACUACCCCGACUUUGUUGCGCUCCGCGCCAAGGUCGGCAAGAUCCUGCAGCAGCAGGAGAAGCUCGCCCAGUACGUGCAGCUUGUCGGGCCCGACGCGCUUGGCGAGCCGGAGAAGAUUGUGCUCGAGGUUGCUCAGCUCAUCAUCGACGACUACCUGCAGCAGAACGGUUUCUCGACGUACGACCAGUUCUGCCCGUUCUACAAGACCGUGUGGAUGAUGCGCAACAUCGUGACCUUCCACGAUCUCGCGCAGAACGCCGUUGAGGCUUCGCGCGACUCGUCGUCCAAGGUUACUCUCUCGGCCAUCAAGGCCGCCAUGGGCGACACCAUCAUCUACGAGCUCACCCAGAUGAAGUUUGAGGAGCCGUCCGACGGCGAGGAGGUCGUCGUCGCCCGCCUCCAGGCGCUCAACGAGGCCAUCCAGGCCGCUUUCCGCGAUCUUCUGUACUAA